AUGAAAGAAUCGGAUGAAGUAGCUGAGGAGUCUGAAAAGGACCAAUCCAUGUCUGACGGAGGCAAUGAAGACGAAGCAGAAGAUGAUUGGAGGAUUCCGAUCCACCAGUAUCUGGGUAAAGGUACCUUACCAGCUGAUAUUAAGGAAGCUCGAAAGCUCGAAUCAAAGGAAGCAAUGUACAACCUUCGUGAUGGGAUACUGUAUAGGAGGUCAUUUCUCGGACCACUAAUGCGGUGCCUCUCACGAACCGAAGGGAGGAAAAUACUCCACGAUAUACACAGCGGAGAUGCAGGCAACCACGGCGGAAGAAGAUCCUUGGCGGUCAAAGCCAAAAUGCAAGGAUACUAUUGGUUAAGCAUGGACGGAUUCAAAGAACGUGGCUAA
Messenger RNA from Papaver somniferum (opium poppy), 384 nucleotides. RefSeq lists its product as uncharacterized. The transcript has a single exon. Lineage: Eukaryota; Viridiplantae; Streptophyta; Magnoliopsida; Ranunculales; Papaveraceae. Bases 1 to 384 code for a protein of 127 amino acids. The record is from RefSeq and is a predicted model, not a curated record.